GCAGCUCCAGACCAGACCCUUCACUCCACCACACAACACAACAAAAACCAUACUCGAACUGAUCGAGCAGCCAGCAGGCAUCCGAGAUGGCUAGCACAAAGCGUUUGGCCCUGGCCAUUCUCGUCCUCCUCAGCAUCGGCAUGACCACCCGCGCUCGCGUCCUCCUGGGCUUCGGCCCCGGGGGAGGUGGCGGCGGCGGGGGUAGCGGCGGUGGCGGUGGCUACGGUGGAUCAGGGUCCGGGUCGGGCUCUGGAUAUGGCGAGGGAGGUGGUAGUGGAGGCGGUGGGUUCGGGCAUGGCGGCGGGGGCGGAGGCGGGGGCGGCCAGGGCGGCGGCUCCGGGUACGGGUCCGGCGAGGGGUCCGGCUACGGCGGCGGCGCCGGCGGGUUCGGUGGCGGCAGUGGCGGAGGCGGUGGCGGCGGUCAAAGCGGCGGUGGAGGAAGCGGGUACGGGCAUGGAUACGGCGAGGGCUCUGGAUAUGGCUCCGGUGCUGGUGGCGGUGGUAGUGGUGGUGGACACGGUGGGGGUGGGGGCGGUGGCCAAGGUGGUGGGUCUGGCAGUGGCUCGGGAUAUGGUUCCGGGUCCGGAUAUGGGCAGGCUGGAGGAGGAUACGGAAGCGGCGGCGGAGGUGGCGGCGGCGGCGGAGGUGGCGGUGGGCAAGGCGGAGGCUCCGGCUAUGGCUCCGGGUCCGGCUCUGGUUAUGGCUACGGCUCCGGCGGUGGCUACGGGAAUGGACACCGCUGAGGUCCAUCAUCCAUGCAUCUUCAUUUCAGGGCAAAUUAAGCACAUGCAACAGUUAUGUUAUAUCGAGUACGGAGUAGUUUAAAAUGUUUCAUCACGUACUUCGUGAGUGCAGUGACAGUGAGUCAGUAAUGGGUUUGUCUCUCAAUGCUUUGCAAAGAGCAAGAUACUGCUUUGCAAAUAGAGUUUGGGUAUUGUGUAAUUUGUACUCGGGUUGCCGCUUUCCUUAUUUGGAAAGGUCUAGUAAAUAAACGGUGCAAUUGAUUUAUAAAAGAGCUA
Brachypodium distachyon (stiff brome) is the source of this 1019-nucleotide messenger RNA. Its product is annotated as glycine-rich cell wall structural protein 2. Bases 87 to 743 code for a protein of 218 amino acids. Lineage: Eukaryota; Viridiplantae; Streptophyta; Magnoliopsida; Poales; Poaceae. The record is from RefSeq and is a predicted model, not a curated record. The transcript has a single exon.